AUGACGCUCCAACACACCGCACGCCGGCCUUCACGGACAGAGGCGCCGCGGCCUCUUGGCCCUCUGGAUGAGGAUGAUCUACUCAACAGCAGAGGUGUGGUGACUUCGCCAAACAGACAAAUUUCCCAUGAAUCCUCCAACGGGAUCAAGGAGCUCUCGGUGAUGUCUUCCCGGACACUGAUUAGCCGCCAAAAGCUGAACCAGGAAGUUUGGAGCCCUGAGGAGGUUGCACGCAAAGAGGCCGUCAUUCCGCUGCUGACACCAAGCCUCGACCUCCUUAGCCAAAGCGAACCCGGCAUCUUCGGGCAGAUCUUCUACCAAAACGUCUUCCAGAAUCCUGAGCAUGCGAAGGCCUUGAAGCCUCUCUUUGCCGGCAAGGAUAUGGAAAGAACGACGAAUGCCUUUGGUCGCAUUCCCUGCGAGAUGCUCCGUUUGCUUAUGCUGCCGAGCAAAGCCCUCAUGACCUUAGAGACCUUGAGCCUCGCGCUGCGACACGUGGACUAUGGUGCCAAACGGGAGCACAAUGAGGUGUUCGGCAACAGCUUCCUGCGUGCACUCUCGCAGUUCCUCAUCCGAGAGGGCGGAGUUUGGGAUUCCGACAUCUCUGACGGCUGGGCCUGGGUCUACACCACCUUCAGCGAUGAGUUGCUCAGAGCCUUGGAAACGGUGAGGCCGAAGGUGGAAGCCGUGCGAAGCUCCUGGAACCAAAUCAUCACCAAGACACUGAUGCAAUCUGAGCUUUCUAGCGACUCGCGCAUCUCCGGUUCCGGCCGGCGGCACAGCGUCAGCGGACGCACGCUGGCGAGCAUCCAUGGGACCCGAGUGAUGGUGAACGGAGGAAGCAGCACCAAGCAUGCCAAGAAGCGCAACAUGCUGAACGCCGAAAUGGUCGAGGAAGAUGGAGCUGAUGGGCAUCAGCGCGCAGUGGUUUCUGUUGGGGCGGCUAUGGCCCAACGGCUUCAGGAGGGUAUGGCCCAGUCAAAAGAGCAAGCAAAGUUCGCAUGGAGCGAGAAGCAUGGACAGAAGCUGGGCACUGCGCUGGAGCUCGUCGUGUCCACAGCCACACGGCCCAAGGAGCUCGAGAGGCACUUGUUCAAGCUUGCCCAACGUCAUGUCGAGUUGGGGGUGAAACCGGCGCACCUCAAGGUCUUCGAGUCCUGUCUUUUGGACUUGCUGGAAGCCAGCCUGUCGGCAGCUGCUUUGGAGAAUGCGCAGCCUGCCUGGAAGUGGCUUUGGGACAUUGUGGAAAGAACCUUCGUGGAUGUGCUCGCGAACUGGGAGACUAUGCAGACAUCGCUAACUGCAUCCUGGGACGCCGUUGCGAAAUACGAGGAUACUGCAGUGAAGCUGGCAAGGUCCUUCCACAACACCCUGUUGGAUCGCGUCAUGGUCUUCCGCACCAUGUUCAAGAAGCGGGAUGAAGCCUUAGCCUUGGUCUUCGCCAAAGCCCUCCAGCUGCUUGUGGCCUGCGUCCACGACAGCUCGCUGAUUGAGACAGAGCUGGAAAAGAUUUCUGUCAUGCACUGCAAGUUCGAUUUGCAAGCAUGGCACUUCGAGAUUUUCGGCCAAAUUCUCCUGGAGACGCUGGCCCAGUUUGGUGGACAGGCCUGGUGUGACGACUACACGGAGGCUUGGUCCAUGCUCUAUGGAAUGGCUUCUCAGACCUUCCUGGAGGCCAUCGAGGGCUCCCGGACCAGCCUUUGCAGUGCAUUGCUCCAAGGCUCCAGCAAGAAAGUGAAGGAGGCGCUCAGCAAGGCUCCUCGCGGAGAUCGUGCCGCCAGUGCCCUGCAAGUGGGCGUGGGGCGGCGGCAGCUGUCGCCACUUCUCUGGGCGCUACGAGACAUGCACCUGGAGGUGCUUGAGAUACUUCUCAGCGAUAUCCUGACAAUCCGCGCUGACCGGCAGUGCUUUUAUUAUGGAGUCGACGACCUUUGGAAGCGGUGCCCUGCGAUUCUUGAUGCAUUGGUAGAGUUUGCACCCCACCUGCUGGAGCCCCUGCUGGAUGGCCACAUGUGGGUGAGCCGCGAGACUACGGAUGGCUUGCGGCGGGUGAACCUCUGGGUCCAGUACAUCUAUGGCAACCCUGAAGAGCUAGAGCAUGUAUUUGCAGGUCCUUUGGGCACCCUGGUGGAGCGGCUGCCUGAGACCCAUAUCGAGGUGUUCCGUCAUCCCGUCAUUGCAGAGACCGUCAACCUGAAGUGGCAUCAGUUUGGGAGACGGCGCCUGAUCGUGGUUUCUCUUCAGCAGAUCACCUGUCUCGUCUCCUACCUCGUGGUCAGCAUGGUCCAAGAUCUGCCGCUUUGGCUUCUCCUCUGCGCCUGCACACUCUGGGGAACGAUCACCACUAUCCAGCUGGCCCACGGCUGCUACAUAGCCGCGUGGGAGGCUUGCACCCAGCGAUGCGUUUCGCUAGACUUCAAGCUUUGCCACCUGAAGGUGCCGCGAAGCCUUUGCCAAUUCUUCGUGCAGCUGCGCCUGGUUUGCUGUCUCCUGUCCUUGGUGGUGAUCGUGGCCAUGAUGCUACCUUGCUUUGACGAGAGCUCCACCCUGGAUUGCUUGGAUGGAGACCGCGCGGCGCCGCGGGUCCUCUCCGCGAGCGUUGCCUUCCUUCAGUGGAUUCAAAUGGCCGAGCUUUUCAAGCUUCAUGGCAAGAUGGCGGCAGUCGUUCUACUUGGCAAGGCCAUGAUGGAGGACGCGCUGCGCUUCAUGAUGGGCCUUGGGCUGUGGCUCAUCGCAGUCGGUGCAUCGCUGCAUAAGCUGCAGGAUGAGGAGAAUAGGCCAGAGAACGGUUUCUCCAGCGCGUACAAUUUGUUCGCGCAUGUCCUGGGCGUGGGCACCGAAACAGACAUGAGUUACUACGGAACCGGCCAAGUCAUCGACACGAUUAUUCGUGCCGUCUACUUGGGCGCACUGUGGGUCUCAGUGGUUCCGAUACUCAACGUUCUUGUCGCCGCGAUGGUGUCCACCUACUCCAAAGCAGAGUCUAUGACGCUGGGUUUGGCGAUCAAGGCCAGAGCAGCCUUUGUGCUGCGCAUGGAGGACAUGCUUCGGUUUAAGCGCCGCCUGCACUACUUCAAAGAAGCUGGCUUUGACGUGGCCCUGGCCUUCUCCGAACACGACCGAGGCCCGAGCGGCGGCAUCUCCAUGAUGUGCGACACGCUGCAGCUGAAGGAGCACGGCAGCUUCGCGCGCCGGGUCGGCACAGUCCUCUUCUUUGCUGGGGAGACUGGCGCGGAGCAGCCGUGGCCAGCCCACGACAUUCCAGUACUGUGCGACAUGGUAGACACUUCGACCGAAAGGCUUCCCUCCCAGGAGCUGCACCAACAACUGCUGUCCGAGCUUCGCGUUAUCCGCGACGCCACGACACGUGACAGGGUCAAUGGAGGGAAAGCAUUGCCGGAGCCGUCUGCUGCAUCUCGACACGUGGAGCUAUCGCUGGAGACACUGGCAGCGCUCGCCGAAGCGACGGCAGGCCACCACUGUUUUCUGGCCAUCGAAGGUCGAGUCUAUGAUGUGGGCGCAUACCUUCCGAAGCAUCCAGGUGGAAGCGGCGUGCUGGAAUCCGGCCGUGGCAGUGAUGUAAGUGAACUUUUUCGGACCGCCCACUCUCAACUGCCCCGGGCGCGUGCUGCUUUGGCAGAGCUUCCAGUGCUUGGCACCCUGCCCUACAAUGCGGCCCCGCUGGAGAGUGCAGGGAACAAGGUCUUCGUCUGA
Molecule: messenger RNA, 3714 nt
Organism: Symbiodinium natans
Lineage: Eukaryota; Dinophyceae; Suessiales; Symbiodiniaceae
Source: the annotation of a GenBank genome assembly